UUGCCCUAUAUGGAAAUUCUGUUUUCUGAUUGGAGAAUAUUGGUCACAGCCGGCAACAAGCUGGAAGAGCGGCUGUGUUACUUGGGGCUUUUAUCGAUGACAUGGUAAAGGUACAUGUUGUUGACUGUACUGUAGAAUUCCCCCAUUCACGGAGAUACUCACACGCUAAUGGCAGCAAGCUACCAUGCAAGGAGGCUGCUAGCUUUGCUUAGAAUAAAAACUGGAAACACCAGGGGAAAAGUCGCCUGGCUCUGUCCAAAGAAAAAAAAAAAUCCGCCUAGAAGCACCUCUAAAGCCUGCAGGAAGUCCGAUUUUUUAAUCUUUGGUUAGGACCACUCUCUUCUCAACUAAUCCUCAUUAAGAAAUGGGGGUAUUUACCAAAAUGUCAAAUUAUAUCUUUAAAUAUCUUACAUUUAACUUGUAGUACCCUGAACAGCACUGAGCUCCUGUGUGAAUUACUGUCUAGCAAUCUCUUUGCCUCUCUCUAUAUCUCUCCUACCUGUUAGUCAAGGUGUUUGCUAUUACUUGUUCCACUAGUGACUGUAGCUAAAGAAUGAGUCUAUGUUUGCUUUGCUUAAUAUUCCUCCCUCCCGUUCAACCUGUGCCAGGAAGGCAGCACUAAUACUAAGUACUAUAUUAAAGAGCCUUUGUGUCUGACAUGCUUAGUUCAGUUUGAGCCCAAGCACUGGCAGAGUGUGUGCCAAAAUCUGAGGGAUUUCUGAGGGGUUUUUUUUCUUCGUGGGGGUCCAGCCUAAUAUCUAAGACACCACCAUGAACUGGGCCUUCCUCGAGGGCCUCCUUAGCGGAGUGAACAAGUAUUCAACGGCUUUCGGUCGCAUCUGGCUUGCUAUCGUUUUCAUUUUCAGGCUUUUGGUUUUCCUGGUGGCUUGUGAGAAGGUAUGGGGCGAUGAGCAGAAGGACUUUGACUGCAACACCCGCCAGCCCGGUUGCCAGAAUGUCUGCUACGACCACUACUUCCCAAUCUCCUACACCCGACUCUGGGCUCUCCAGCUGAUCUUUGUCACCUGCCCGUCCCUUCUUGUGACUCUCCAUGUGGCCUACAGAGAAGACCGGGAGCGCAAGCACCGGCUGAAGUAUGGAGAAGACUGCACCCCUCUUUAUGAUAACACAGGGAAGAAACGAGGGGGUCUCUGGUGGACCUACUUCUUCAGCCUGCUGUUCAAGAUAGCAGUGGAUUCCGUGUUUGUCUUCCUGCUGUUCUACAUCUAUGAAGCCACCUUCUUCCCUCCAUUGGUCAAAUGCACUGAAGAGCCAUGUCCAAACGUGGUGGACUGCUACAUUGCCAGGCCCACAGAGAAGAAAAUAUUCACCAUCUUCAUGGUGGUGACCAGUUUUGUGUGCAUUUUCCUCACUCUCUGCGAGAUCUUCUACCUGUGCGGGAAGAGGUUCUGGGAGUGUUGCAGAAGAGGACCUCGCUCUGUGAGAGAAAACUCCUUCAUGAUGACCAAAACUCCUCUGAAUGGGAAGGAAAACUCAACGUACAAAGAGCUUGUCAUGGAGAAGGCAAAGAUGGUCGACAUGGGCAACACAGACGUGGCCAAAGAGAGUUCAGCCCCAGCAUACAGCAUAGCAGUCUCCUGAGAGACAUCAUGAGUUUGAAUUAAGAGAAUAAAGUAUAAAUCUUAGAUUUGUAAAAUUGUAAAUUUUGUGCUGUUGGCCGGAAUUAAAGGCAGAAAAUGACCAUGUUUAAAGAAUUGUUGUUUACAAAGGUCAUAUCAUUUUUUAAACAAUCUUUCAUCAAACAUAUGUAAUGUUUUUGUCCUUUAAUACUAUUGAGCUGAACAUAUAUGUAUUACUUUUUUAGACCUCGUGAUCAGAAAUUACUGAUUUAUAUAGUAGAGGUGAUUUAUUUUGUCAUUUUAUACGAUGAUAUCCCAUUAUUUUGUUAUCUGUUUCUAGAAUGUCAUGGCCACAAAAUAAAUGUGCUGGACUUGCAGUGUGUACAUUAACAUUAACUGGAACAGAGGAAAAUAUCUAUGCAAGAGCAUUUACACAUACCAUGUACUUACCCCACAAAUAAGAACAGAUGCCAAUUAUA
This is a messenger RNA of Xiphias gladius (swordfish), 2059 nucleotides long. Its product is annotated as gap junction beta-4 protein-like. Gene Ontology annotation, biological process: cell communication. The record is from RefSeq and is a predicted model, not a curated record. Gene Ontology annotation, cellular component: connexin complex. Bases 772 to 1602 code for a protein of 276 amino acids. The transcript has 2 exons. Lineage: Eukaryota; Metazoa; Chordata; Actinopteri; Istiophoriformes; Xiphiidae.